Molecule: messenger RNA, 2719 nt
Organism: Amoebophrya sp. A120
Lineage: Eukaryota; Dinophyceae; Syndiniales; Amoebophryaceae
Source: the annotation of a GenBank genome assembly
AAGGCAACAGCAACCCGUCGACAACAUGAUAUCUACGCUAACGUCGUCCAGCACAGAUGCCCAAUCUGAGCUGGAACAAGAAUCGAGAACGUCGACACCCGUUUGCGACACAUGUGCUAAAUCUCCUUCAGAGAUGACCUCCCUAGUACAGGUCGAAGAAAAGCCUCCGGCGCCUAUCUCCGACGGUAAAGAACGACUGCAAGAACCCGUUACCUUCAUCGCGAGCUUUGACGGCAGCGAACACACGGUGCUCGUGGACCCUGCCGAAGUGCGCGUGGUCAAGGACCUAACGGACAUCCUAGUGGAGACCCCUAGUUUCAAGAAUUUCUAUCUAGAGGCGGGCAAGCCCAUCCCGCCACCGUCCAAAAUUCGGUGGCUGCGCGUCACGACCACGUCUUCGUUGUUGACGAGCAAAAGCACAACUGAAGGAGAUACUACCGCUGAGACGGCGCGUCCUGUGCCGUCGACAAGUUCUGCCGAAGUACAACAAGAAAAAUCGCUGCAGGGUGAGUCUACUGCAGCCGGUGCGAAUAGAGAAUUACCUGCACAUGGUGGGACUCCUCUUGAUCCUUGUGCAUCGAGCGGAAAUAGGGGAAACGAAGAUGACAACAGCCCGGCCUGUAGAACAAGUUCCAUUUGCUCCGACUUCACUGAGCAAAACGACGACACCAGCUCGGUCGCUCUCGACGGCGACGAAGAGGCUCUUGUGCAGGUGCACCUAGUGGAGAAUCCGGAAGAAGAGAAGCUAGCUUUCGACGGUACGACGAAGUACCGCUACGUGGUCGACACUGUUGGUGAAGUGAGGGUCGACGAAUUUGGUUUGCCCCUAAUGACUAAGGUCUACGAGCAGACGGUCGACUGGAUCUUUGACCAGGCGUACAAAUUUGCGACCCCCACUCAGCCUAGCGAGGUAGACGAUUAUUGUCCGCCAGAAAUGGAUCCCGUGAGCCAGCCGAUUGGCGCUCUUCUCCCUCUGUAUCGUCGCCCCCCGCUGGCGGCGGGAUGCCGUCUUAUGUUUCGAUUCCAACGCAUUGUGCGGGAGGUCGUGCGCAUGACCGACGCGGAGUGGCUCGCGCACGGGUGGCGGGAGGCCCACGACCAGGAUGCUGCAUCUUCGCAAACUGGAAAAACCUUCCGACAAGACUAUAUGGAGCGGGUCUUACGUUGCUAUCUUUUUUCUGAGCCAAAUAGAUUUUCCGAAUUGGGUUUUGAUUUUGAUCCGGUUGUCGACCACAUUAUCAAUCCGGCACUCCAGCAAAUAGACGACUGGUCUCUGGUCGAUUUCGAAGUAAUGUUUGCUGGAUUAACGACCGCUCUUUCGCGAACCGACACCGACAGGCAUCUUGUGCGUGUGGUCGCAGAGUUUCUCGAGCUCCUCUUUGCUACCGUGCGAGAAAACGGCAAGACACUUGAAGUCUGGGGCAAAAUCCGAAAUGGGCUCAAGGCUGAUAUGUUCCAGUUUCUUCAUCAUACUUUUGAAGUGACCGCCACGAUGUCCCGGAUAUGAUCUGCAAAUAUGCCGAGUUCUGGAAAAAUGGAAGCCCUGUAAUUUCGUUCAUUUCUAAAAUAACGAUAAACCCGUAGAGCUACGAUUCGCAUCUGAACAACAGAGUGAGGACAUGAAGUUCAGGCGCAACAUGUUUGAUGUUCACGUUGAUGCAUAGUAUCAGGCUUCCAUCACGAAAAAAGAAUUAUUAUGCGGAAGUACCAACUUGUCGUGCUUGGCAGCUACAAUUAGAAUCUCAUUUUAGAAAGUGGAUAAUGUUCCUUGCAGUUCAUUCAUGAACAGGAUCAUCCGCAGCUAGAUCGAGCAUGACAUCAUCAAACCGGACUGCAUAUUCGCAAUGCAUACCGGAGAACCUACAGCAGUUUUCUGAAAGAGGAACCUCUGUACCGACACUCUCGCUCAGGAGAAACUCUCGCAGAGCGGCUUUUCCGCGACCGACGUAGAGCGGAUGACAGCGUAGCACUUUGCUGGACCAUAUCGGAGAAGUUUGCAGACGCGACGCGGCGGACAGAACAAGGGGCCACAAAGUACAGUAAAGAGCUCACGCGUGCCGUAUUGAACUUUGACAGGACGUGGAUGCAAAGUUGCGAACUGCUGAAUGACCACGUCGAACAGCUGUUGGAAACUUACAUAAGACUUGCGUCUACUGCUGAAUCUGAAUCCGUUUCGGUUUUGGCGUCGGACUACACACACGGGGAACAGGAAGAGGACAGCGAGACCACAUCUGAUCAUCACCACAACAUCGGCAUCAACAGGCACACGACAAACUACACGGUGGUCGGGUGGAGCAACAAGUACGGGCGCAUUUGGAGCGACGGCCAAGACCGCUUUUGGGUGUGGGCCUCCCGAACCCAAACGUCUUGGCCAUCGCUCCACCAGUGGGAGUCCGAGUGGUGGCACUGGAAAAGGUUGCUGGAUGAAGAAGAAAUGAAUAAACUAAAAAGCAUGACCGUGACAUCGUAGAUGGGUUUGGAAGAACCUUGCAGAACUGCAAACAAAGGCGGACGCUCUUUACCAGUUUCUUGUGGCCUACGAGAUAGUUUCGAUUACCAUCGAUCAGCUUGACUGGAAGAAAAGCCGGAGCACGUUUCAGAUUCGAAACGUAACGGCGUUUCAACUCGCAUGAAAUGCACAACGAGAACCAUGUAACCGUAUAUAGUGGAGUCCGACCGUCAAAAAUAAACGAUUAAUUCCCAUUCCUUCACCAUCAUC